This is a messenger RNA of Hypanus sabinus (Atlantic stingray), 1588 nucleotides long. RefSeq names its product sorting nexin 3 (gene snx3). Gene Ontology annotation, cellular component: retromer complex; early endosome membrane. The record is from RefSeq and is a predicted model, not a curated record. Lineage: Eukaryota; Metazoa; Chordata; Chondrichthyes; Myliobatiformes; Dasyatidae. Bases 49 to 546 code for a protein of 165 amino acids. Gene Ontology annotation, biological process: late endosome to Golgi transport; endocytic recycling. The transcript is spliced from 4 exons. Gene Ontology annotation, molecular function: phosphatidylinositol-3-phosphate binding.
AAAGGAAACGUCACCAGGUCCGUCAGUGAGCGAGAGAAAGGGAACAAGAUGGCCGAGGCCGUGCCCGACACCAGGCGAUUGUUGGCCAAGCCCCAGAACCUCAACGAUGCCUACGGGCCGCCCAGCAACUUCCUGGAGAUUGACGUGGGCACCCCGCAGACGGUCGGGGUGGGCAGGCAGCGCUACACGACCUACGAGGUCCGGAUAAAGACUAAUCUACCAAUAUUCAAAUUGAAGGAAUCUUCUGUGAGAAGAAGAUACAGCGAUUUUGAAUGGCUGAGAAAUGAGCUUGAAAGGGAAAGCAAGGUUGUGGUGCCGCCACUGCCUGGCAAAGCACUAUUUCGUCAGCUACCUUUCAGAGGGGAUGAUGGCAUAUUCGAUGACAAUUUUAUAGAAGAAAGAAGACAAGGACUUGAACAAUUUAUUAACAAAGUGGCUGGACAUCCCUUGGCACAAAAUGAGCGCUGCCUUCAUAUGUUCCUACAAGAGGAAAUCAUAGACAAAAACUACACACCAGCAAAAGUGAAACAUGCACAAACAGUGUGAAAGGACUAAAACACUGAUCUGUCAAAGAAAUCCUUCCAUACCAAUUGAGAUUGCUGGUUUUUGUUAAUCCUCAGUACAUCUUUCUGCUUACUGAUGUUUCUGAAAACAGAACUUCAUCUCAGGUGCAGAUCAUGAGCAAGAAAGAUCUGCAUUCGGGAUUAGAGCUGGCUACUAUAAUUUGGCUUUGUAUAACACUUUAUUGCUUUAUUCAUACUGAAGCCUUAAAUUGAGUAAAGUAUGCUGAUGUAAUUGUUUGUGCCUAAAUGUUACAUUUGACAGAAUUGUCAGGUGAACCUUUGGCAUAAGUGCAGCAUUUCCAACAAUUUUAGCUGAUGCUUCAUCAGUUAUGAAAGAAUAUUUUUAUAAUGCAUGUGCUUUGUAAUUUAAAAUUCCUAGCUAAAGUCUGUCCAUAUUUGGCAAGUUUUGUUCUUUGAGUGCAUGGUAAAUGAAUGGAGAGAUUCAGUCUUCCUGGAGGCAACCUAUAGCCAAAAUGAACUUUUUGAAUUUCAGUAAUGUUACCUCAAACUGUUGCCAAGUCAAACUACUACCAUGUACCUCCCUUUCCCUCAGCUAUAACCUUUAUCCGUACACUGUAUUUGUAACUUUUUGGCUCUCUUAGUAAGAGUGGAGACUAUUUCAGAUGCUUCCUUUUCAAGUUUUUGUAUUAACUCUUAUAUCCAAGUCUCUGCCUUUUGAAUUUAUCAAACACUAAGACCAAGCCUCCUGCAAAGUUGAAAUGUUUUCAAAUAAAAAAAUACAAAUGUUGAAUCGUAUUUAACUUGUGCACAUGGUAUUAUGCUUUGUAAUCUUUUUCUUUUGGUUUGUUAGAAACAAUAUAGAUGCGCUUUGCUGCUUCAUAUUUUGAUGUGCAUCAGUGUUAAUGGAAGAGCAGCAGAGUUCAAAUUCCGGCCAAUAUCUUCUGGUGUAAUUGAUUUACCAGUCACCAGUUACGUGAAAUAUUGCUGUAUUCUGGUUGGCUGCUUUGUCUUGAUUAACUGCACUUGAGACUGUAAUGGGACAUUAAACAUGUAUUGAUAACUGA